Messenger RNA from Sitophilus oryzae (rice weevil), 1803 nucleotides. Its product is annotated as pyrethroid hydrolase Ces2e-like. The record is from RefSeq and is a predicted model, not a curated record. NCBI's taxonomy places the organism in Eukaryota, Metazoa, Arthropoda, Insecta, Coleoptera, Curculionidae. The transcript has 10 exons. Bases 69 to 1718 code for a protein of 549 amino acids.
UUAUGUAGUUCCUUAAAGCAGUUAGUUUAGUUCAGACUAUCGGAAAUUCUGUGAAAAGUGGUUAAAAAAUGCUGAUUUUCGGUUUAUUUUUUUCAAUUUUGACAUGGAACAACGUAAAUUGCCAGAGUCCAAUAGUUAAAAUUUCUGACGGGUUGAUACGAGGUGCAGUUGGUAAGACUGUAGGGAAUGGUCAAAUAUUCUACGCAUACAGAGGAAUACCUUUUGCCAAACCCCCAAUUGGAGACCUCAGAUUUAGUGCUCCUGUUAAGAAUGAUCCAUGGAAAGGCAUCUUAAAUGCUACUGAAGAUAAGGCAAGUUGCGUCCAGCAAAUGGAUUUUUUACCAUUGGCAGUUAAAGGGUCAGAAGACUGUUUAUAUCUGAAUGUUUACACUAAAAAUAUAGCUGGAAAUUACCCAGUUAUGGUCUGGAUAUAUGGCGGUGGUUUCUCCAUAGGCAGCGCUGAUUACGAGUACUACGCUCCAGAUUUCCUACUGGAACAAGACGUAGUGUUCGUCUCCAUGAACUACAGACUGGGAGUGUUCGGUUUUCUGAGCACUGAAGACUUGGAGUGUCCCGGAAAUUGGGGGAUCAAGGACCAAGUGAUGGCACUAAAAUGGAUUAAAGAGAAUAUUAGGGCAUUUGGUGGGGAUCCAGAGCAAGUGACUAUAUUUGGACAGAGUGCUGGGUCCGUUUCUGUAGGGUAUUUGCUUCAGAGUCAUCAAACUAAACAUUUGUUCCACCGGGCCAUCAUGCAGAGCGGAUCGAGUUUAUGCAUCUGGGGACUGACCACGGCACCCCGCCAGAUAGCCUUCGCCAUCGGGUCGAGGCUGGGCAUCAGCACGUCCAAUUCGCGGGAGCUGCUCGCCAAGCUGAGACAAGUGGAUUUCGCCACGCUCAAACUGGUGGAAAAUCAAGUGGUCUAUCUGGCUAUCGCAUUAGACAAUCUUCUGAAUGGUAUGCCAAUUGGUCCUGUCAGAGAACCAGAACACGAAGGAGCAGUAUUCACAAGCAGAAGCCAUGAAGAUUUAAAAAAUGGCCAUUUUCACAAAGUUCCUGUAAUAGUCGGACUAAACUCCAAUGAAGCCAAAUCUUUCUUAGGACUCGCUAUAGGUUUAAUAAAACCUUUCUUCGGUAGGUUUGACUUGAAUAUAGCCCGCUUGGCACCGCACGAUUUGACCAAUAACGUAACCAAGAAGACAUUUGCUGGCGGUGAGAUCAAAGAGUUCUAUUUCGGAGAUCUGCCGUUACCAAGCACCGCAUCUGAGGACCUUAUUAAAUUCGUCAGUAAAAAUCAAUUUAACAGACCUAUUAGAGAAACUGUCCAUUUGAUGUCUCGCUUCACUGAUGUUUAUUAUUAUCAGUUUUCACACAGAGGAUCUCUUGGGGAUUUUGAAUCAGAUUUUGAUGGUGUGGGACAUUAUGAGGAAAUAAAUUAUUUGUUUGCCAACAAGGCAAAUGCACAAGGAAAUGACAAGUACGUUAGAGAAAAAAUAGUGGAAUUGUGGACAAACUUUGCCAAAUUUGGCGACCCCACUCCCCUGCCAGUGGCCAACCUCACCUGGCCGGCGAAUUCUCCCCUAAGUUACGCCAAUGAACUGGCUUAUUAUUUGGACGUGGGUGCCAGACUCAGUCUGGAUGUUAAUCCCGACCAGGAAGACUGGAAAUUUUAUCAAGGGAUCUAUCAGAAGUACGGCGAUCCGCCUUUUUCUACCUACUGAAGUGUGCUAGGAAGUUGUAUGAGUACAUUUGUGGAGUGUUUUUGCGUUUAUAGAAUUUGAUUUUAAUAGAUAAAAGUAAAUAAAA